Striga asiatica is the source of this 369-nucleotide messenger RNA. The record is from the annotation of a GenBank genome assembly. Lineage: Eukaryota; Viridiplantae; Streptophyta; Magnoliopsida; Lamiales; Orobanchaceae.
UUGGACAGUGACGUGAUUGCUCACGGCGGUGGCUGGUCUGAUUCCGGCGAGAGCAUAUUGACGGGGUGGGCCUCCGGCGAUAACGAAGAAAGACGGGUAUGGUGUCUGGAGAAGGCCAGAUCUAUGCCAGCAAGGUGUUCGUCGGCUAUGGCGGUCGGCGGUGGACGGCGGCAGGCGGAGGAAGGGUGUGUUGCUGGUGGUGGACGGCGGCAGACGGAGGAAAGGGGGUGUUGCUGGUGGCGGACGAAGGCGCAACGGACCUCUUGUUGCUGUGAUGAGUUGUGGUCGGGCUGUGGUGUUGGAAUCGACGAGCUGUGGUCGGGUUGUGGUGAGCGGCCGGCGAUUGUCGUGAAGAGAGAGUGGGAGUGA